This is a messenger RNA of Diorhabda sublineata, 1427 nucleotides long. RefSeq lists its product as uncharacterized. NCBI's taxonomy places the organism in Eukaryota, Metazoa, Arthropoda, Insecta, Coleoptera, Chrysomelidae. Gene Ontology annotation, biological process: negative regulation of biosynthetic process. The record is from RefSeq and is a predicted model, not a curated record. Bases 1 to 354 code for a protein of 117 amino acids. The transcript has a single exon.
AUGCCGUACAUUAUAGUACGGGGUAACCUAGCGGCUUACGGUCAAAGAUUUCCAUGGCGAGUUUUAGUUUCUGGCUUGAAAACUGACGAUAUAGAACAGUUGAAACGAUUCGCAUCGGGUGGAUAUUGUGAUGACACGACUAUAGUGUACAUGGUACAUCCCUGUGUUAUGUUAACAGCGUUAGAAGUUCUAGGUUACAGAGUAGUCGCUUCAUCAUCAACCAGUGUAAAACAAGAUUAUAAUGAAUAUAUGUGGACUAUGAGAAAAGAUUUUUCUGAACCAGAGCCCCUAAGUAACGAAAAGUUGACUGAUUAUAAAAUAGAACAUAAAUUGUCUGCCCCAGAAGAAGUAUAAACAUACAAAACAUGGAUAUACCUACAAGUGUACUAUUGGCUACUACCACUUAUGCCUAUGUGGUAGUUAAAGGAUCUAUAUACGCUUCGGACAGUGCUGUUUUUGGUCUAAAUGAAAUAGAGACAAAGGCUUUGGUAAAGAAGUUUUCAAAUUCACAAAAAGAUGUUAUAAAUGGAGUUUUAUUGAAAGCUCCACCUUUAGACAUUGUGAAUGCCUUGGGGCAAUUGGGAUACAGAGUUGUUGCAACUACUGGUGAAGCUGAAGUUGUGUGGACAUUACAAAGAGAGGUUUAGCUCUAGUUAAUACUAGAUCAAGUCAAUUUCAAUAUUUAUCAAAGUUUUAUUAUUUUGUCACACAUUUUGUUUAUACUCGAAUAUAAUUUAAUUUGAAAAAAAGUAUGAUCACCUUUUAAAUACACCUACAACAGUUUGUUAUCAAUUUGCAAAACAAUUGUAAUUUCUCAUUUAUUAUAAAACAUGUGAUUGAUGUUAAAUGAUACAUAUUAAAUGCAAUAAUUUUUAGAUUUUCAAUACGCUUGGAGUAGUUUUUAGUGCUAAUAAAUACUGAUUUUAAUCUAUGUACCAUAAAUAACUGAAUGCUCAUAUCUUUUGAGUCAUAUACCAUUUUCUAUUUAUACAAAAAUGUAUACAAAAUAUUCAAAUUAUUUUAUAUAUUUUGAAACUAUAGAAAAAAUUAUAUUUUUAACACAUAUUUUCUUAUGCUCUAUAAAUACCUCUAAAUUUUUAUUAAGGUGAUUGUAAUUUAUAAAUGGUAUCCAGAAACUCUCCUGCAACAUGUAAGUUAUAGGUUCUAGAUAUAGUUUUAUGUUCAUCGAACUUAUAUUAUUUUUAUUCAAAUUGACUACUAAAGAAAUUAGUGCACUUUGAGGCUUUUAACCUACCUGCCAUUUCAUGCUAAUAUGAAAAAUCAUUUAUUAUUUACCAUUAAUAACAAAAUAUUGAUAUUUAACAUAAAAAUAUUAAUGAAAGGUUCGUGUUAGGUCAAUUAACCAAUUCUUCCACCUUGAAUUAUUCAUACAAAAUUAUGUACUAUUAAAACAUAUAAAUAUAAAA